Molecule: messenger RNA, 747 nt
Organism: Paramecium sonneborni
Lineage: Eukaryota; Ciliophora; Oligohymenophorea; Peniculida; Parameciidae
Source: the annotation of a GenBank genome assembly
AUGGAUUCCAAUGCUAUUAUGUAAAAAAUGGCUGUGAUUUUUGAUGAUCCUGAAUAAAAAUUAUUAAAUGAAAUUUCUGAAAUCAAUAAGAAUAGAUAUUAGACUCAAAUGCAAAAGUUAUAAGAAUUAAAAGAAAUAUAAGAAGAAUCUGAUGUUGAAAUUCAAAAAUAAAAAAAAUUGAUUGAGUAAUUAGAAAAAUCUUUAAUUAUUGAAUCAAAUAAAUCAAAAUAAUAUGAUGAAAUUUUAAAAUAAUUUGAGAGUGAAGGUAAAUCUUUAUCAGAUGAAAGUAAAAAAUAUAUUAUUCAAAUUACAUAACUUAGUGAAAAAGUUGAGAAUAUUAAAAAAUAAUAUAUGUAAUAGUCAGAAAAAUAAGAAACUAUGGAAAGAGAAUAAUAGUAAUAAAUUAAAGAUUUAGAGAAUUGGAAUAAGAAUUCAAGAAAUUUAUAAAAUGAAUUAUAAAAGAAAGAUUAGAAAUAGGUUAAAUUACUUGAAGAAUUAGCAUAAGCUAAAAUAUAAUAGUAGGAAGUUAAAUAGAUUGAAUCAAAUGAUGAUUUAUAAAAAUAAUUGGAUAAACUUUUAAAUGACAAUAAAAGACUUUUAAAAUAAAGAUAAGAAGUUGUUGCAGUAUUUAAAAAAUAAGCUAAAAUAAUAGAGAUUUUGAAAAAAUAGAAGCUACAUUUAUAGACAUCUACAACAUUAGAUUUGACAGAAUAAGAUUUUGCUAAGAUAGUUGAUUUUAGUUUAUGA